Molecule: messenger RNA, 3520 nt
Organism: Phyllostomus hastatus (greater spear-nosed bat)
Lineage: Eukaryota; Metazoa; Chordata; Mammalia; Chiroptera; Phyllostomidae
Gene: ESRP2
Product: epithelial splicing regulatory protein 2
Exons: 15
Coding region: 307-2475 (722 amino acids)
Cellular component (GO): ribonucleoprotein complex
Molecular function (GO): RNA binding
Source: RefSeq, a predicted model, not a curated record
GAGCGCGCGCGUCCUGGGGCAGGUUGAGCGUCCUUUCCUCCAGGGCUCCCGGGGCCGCCCUCGGUCACGUGGCCCGCGGGGCCCGACAGGUAACUCGCCCAGAGAGGGCUGGGGCUGGUAGCUGCCCCGCCUCGCCGGGCGCCGCGGGCGGGUCUCAGCAGCGCCCACUGCGCCAGCCGGGCCGCAGGUGCCGCCUCCGACACACCGUUCCCCGCCCAAGCUGAUCCGCGUCGGCCGUCGGUCGGUGCGUGCGUGCGCCUCGUCGGUCCGCGUGUGUGUGGCCGAGCGCCCCCCUCCUCUGCGGCCAUGACUUCGCCGCCACCCCAGCCACCGCCCCCGGGAUCGAACCCUGCCCCAGACUCUGCCGCCGACCCCCACCCAGAGCCUGGACCUCUGGUCGUACUGUUCGGGGCCACAGCCGGUGCACUGGGGCCGGAUCUGGGCUCCGACGAGACCGACUUAAUCCUGCUAGUGUGGCAAGUGGUGGAGCCGCGGAGCCGACAGGUGGGGACGCUGCACAAGUCACUGAUUCGCGCCGAGGCGGCUGCACUGAGCCCUCAGUGCCGCGAGGCGAGUGGCCUGAGCGCCGACAGCCUGGCGCGGGCCGAACCGCUGGACAAGGUGCCGCAGCAGGUGAGCGCCGGGGCCGGGUUCUCACAGCUGGUGAGCGGGGACAUAGCUCUGCUGGGUGGGGGCCCCUACGUGCUCUGCACUGAUGGGCAGCAGCUACUGAGACAGGUCCUGCACCCUGAGGCCUCCAGGAAGAACCUGGUGCUCCCCGACACCUUCUUCUCCUUCUACGACCUCCGCAGAGAGUUCCAUGUGCAGCGCCCAAGCACCCGCCUUGCCAGGGACCUCACCGUGGCCACCAUGGCACAGGAACUGGGGCUAGAGACAGAUGCCACAGAGGAUGACUUUGGGGUCUGGGAAGUGAAGACAAUGGUAGCUGUCAUCCUCCACCUGCUCGAAGGGCCCAGUGGUGAAUUGUUUUCGAAGCCCGAGGUGAUAAAGCAGAAAUAUGAGACAGGACCUUGCAAGGCCGAUGUGGUGGACAGUGAGACUGUGGUUCGUGCCCGUGGGCUGCCCUGGCAGUCAUCAGACCAGGACGUGGCUCGCUUCUUCAAAGGGCUCAACAUUGCCAGGGGUGGUGUAGCACUCUGCCUCAAUGCCCAGGGCCGCAGAAAUGGCGAGGCCCUCAUCCGCUUUGAGGACAGCGAGCAGCGGGACCUAGCGUUGCAGAGACACAAGCACCACAUGGGUGUCCGCUAUAUCGAGGUAUAUAAAGCAACAGGAGAGGAGUUUGUAAAGAUCGCAGGGGGCACAUCACUAGAGGUGGCUCGUUUCCUGUCAAGGGAAGACCAAGUGAUCCUGCGGCUUCGAGGACUGCCCUUCUCUGCUGGGCCAACAGAUGUGUUAGACUUCCUGGGCCCAGAGUGCCCAGUGACUGGGGGUGCUGAUGGGCUGCUCUUUGUACGCCACCCUGACGGCCGGCCCACAGGUGAUGCCUUUGCACUUUUUGCCUGUGAGGAGCUGGCACAGGCUGCCCUGCGCAGGCACAAGGGCAUGCUGGGUAAGCGAUACAUUGAACUCUUCCGGAGCACUGCAGCCGAGGUGCAGCAGGUCUUGAACCGCUACGCAUCCAGCCCACUCCUUCCCACGCUGACUGCUCCACUGCUGCCCAUUCCCUUCCCACUGGCAGCUGGGACUGGGAGAGACUGUGUGCGCCUUCGAGGCCUGCCCUACACAGCCACCAUCGAAGACAUCCUGAGCUUUCUCGGGGAGGCAGCAGCGGACAUCCGGCCCCACGGUGUGCACAUGGUGCUCAACCAGCAGGGUCGGCCAUCGGGCGAUGCCUUCAUCCAGAUGACGUCAGCAGAGCGGGCCUUAGCUACUGCUCAGCGGUGCCAUAAAAAAGUGAUGAAGGAACGCUAUGUGGAAGUGGUCCCCUGCUCCACAGAAGAGAUGAGCCGUGUGCUAAUGGGGGGCACUCUGGGCCGCAGUGGCAUGUCCCCUCCACCCUGCAAGCUGCCCUGCCUCUCACCACCAGCCUAUGCCACCUUCCAGGCCACCCCAACACUCAUUCCCACUGAGACAGCAGCUCUCUAUCCCUCUUCGGCACUGCUCCCGGCUGCCAGGGUGCCUGCUGCCGCCACCCCUGUUGCCUACUACCCAGGGCCAGCCACUCAACUCUACAUGAACUACACAGCUUACUACCCCAGCCCCCCUGUCUCUCCCACCACUAUGGGCUACCUCACCACGCCCUCUGCUGCCCUGGCCUCUGCUCCUACCUCAGUGUUGUCCCAGCCAGGCGCCCUGGUCCGUAUGCAGGGUGUCCCAUACACAGCUGGUAUGAAGGAUCUGCUCAGCGUCUUUCAGGCCUACCAGCUAGUCCCUGAUGACUACACCAGUCUGAUGCCUGUUGGUGACCCGUCUCGAACUGUGCUACAGGCCCCCAAAGAAUGGGUGUGUUUGUAGGCGAGGGAGUCAGAAGGUAAGAGCUGGCUGACGUCCUUAGCCAGCUAACAUGUCUCUCCUGUGUCCAGAGAAGCAGUGCCCUCAAUCUGGUAGCUUCUUGCUGAAAGCACUCAGAGGAGCUCAUGCCCCAGCUCUGUCCCCCACUUACUGUUCUGCUGUUCACCCCAAAGAUGAUUGCGUACCCUGCAUGCAGGGCUUGGGGUGGAAUGGUGCUACCCUGCUCCCAAUGGCCUAACCUGGGCCUCUUGAGGAGCACCCAGAGAGCCUUUGGUUAGUCCUAGAUAUGGCCCACGCCCACAGAUGCUAUGGAGCUGACACCCACAGCAGGUCUGACUUUUUAAAAAUGUAAGCCCUGGUGCCUUCAACGUAUGACUCCUGAGAGAUUCUGAGUAAAUGUCCCAAUGGUGGGGGAGCAGAGAAAAAGAAAGCGCUGGCUCCAGCCCCCAGGAUACUUGGACCUCAGUGGCCAUAUUGUACCGGAGGUGGUCCUACCUAAGGGUGGUGGCCCCUGCAGCUCGGCACAAGGAGUAUCAGAUGGCAAAACCACAGGCUGUCUUGAUGGACUGUACUGCAGUACCCCCAAAGAACACUAGGGGGCAGGAGGCCCUCACACAAAAACUCAGGCUUGACUUUUAAAGGGGACUUUCUGCCUACUUUUUGUGCACACCUUGGGCAGGCCAGUUGUCCUGAAUUCAGCAGACACCGUGGAAUGUCCUUUGCACCCAUUAGAGGGUGCAGAACUGAAGCGUCAGAAGGGACUUGGAACUCUACCCUCUCCAUGAAAUAUAUAAAGGUUCCUGACCACACGGACUUUUUAAAAGCCAAAGUACCCUUAUCUUUGGCCCCCAGAGUGAGGGGCUCCACACCAGCACCAAGUGGAGGAAAACUCAGGCAGAUUUCAAGGAGACUGUUGACCUGUCAUCGUUUAUUACUUCAGCACUGUAACUGAGGAGCCUGAAUUGCUGGCUCUUCCCUUUGUAUUUGUGUAAGGAGCACUGUACUCCUAAAAAAGGUUCUAAAAUACAAAAUGUACAAGAAAACACAA